Messenger RNA from Cylindrotheca closterium, 654 nucleotides. Lineage: Eukaryota; Bacillariophyta; Bacillariophyceae; Bacillariales; Bacillariaceae. The record is from the annotation of a GenBank genome assembly.
AUGCAAAUCCUUGGAAGACCUCAAAACAAAAAGCUUCAGGACGAUGUGUUUUGUCUGACCGAAGAACGAAAUUACUUUCAAUCCAAAUAUUUGGAACAAAUUUCGGAAAUCACAGCCAUGAAGAACGAACUCACCAAAGCCAAACGAGAGAUUCAAAAGCUGCGAGAGGAAGUCAUGACGGCGUCGGUAGCCAGCAUGUCGGCAUCUGGCAAUGAACAGAAGGAAGAAGAUGCUUCUACGCUCAUGACCCAUGAGGAAUACCUGGAACAACGACAGGCGCAGGUCAAUAUUAGCAUUUCGUCUUCGGAACUACCGCUGUUGCCCACACAACCAGAAAUAGAGGAAGAAAAGAAGGAAGAAGAGGAAGAUAGUGAGGAUAGUGAGGAACAACACGAACACGACUCUGAAUCUGUCACGGAAUCGAGUGAAGAGGAUGAGGACGAUGAUGAGGAAGAGGACGAACGAGAGACUCUGCGCAAGAAUGCCGAAAAGCUGCUGCAGUGGGCGGAUUACCGAUCUAGUUUCCGAGGAUCCGUGUCGAGUGUGGCUUCGCCUACCAAUUCCACGGCGAGAUCGUCUGUGGGGGUGCCAAGAACCAUCCAAUCUACCUCUCUGAAGGAAGAUGUCGAAGAAGAAAUGUCUGUGCAAGAAUAA